AUGCGCGGGUCGCUCGUCUGGCUCGCGGCCCUGCGUGGCCUCAUGGCCUGCCGCAUCAUGGGCUCCAACACAGGCGAGUGCCAAGCACCGAGUGUGUUUCUCCAGUACAUGCCAUUUUGCGGGCCACUCCUUCAGUACACAGCGUGUGUCCCCGAGGCGCAGACGAUCUGGUACAACCACUCGGUCAAGUCCAAGGACCUCUUCCUCUCGCAAAUGUACCGAAAGCUCGUGAUGCAGCGCGAGUAUUUUGAACAAGAUGUGGACCUCAACGACGCGCAGCGCGACGAGUGGGGCAACGCCGGCGAGAUCGUCCCCCGCUUCACGGAGAACCGCGACUGCCAAGAUGCCUUUCGCAACUAUAUGUGCUGGCUCAACUUUCCUCGCUGCGACGACGCAGGCGUGAGUCUCAUCAUGUGCCGCAGCGUCUGCGAGAACUACUUUAAAGCGUGCAUGCAAGCCAAAGACCUCUGGCGAUGCGGCGACCCCGCGUACGUCAACGGCUACGAGCCCGAGAUCAGCACGUACGCCAACAAUGUUGCGGGGGAGCUGCAGUACUACCGGUUUCCAUUUCCCGGAUCGCCGUUCCGAACCAAUGCCUUUACGAGCGAUGGCACGCAAGCGCUGCCUGUGUGCACACCGAGUCUCCUCAACGGAGCGUCAUCCAUGUACGACGUUCUGCAGUGGCUGCACAUGGUCGUGCUGGCAACAUGGCUCGUGGUCUUCUUUCUCUGA
Saprolegnia parasitica CBS 223.65 is the source of this 732-nucleotide messenger RNA. RefSeq lists its product as hypothetical. The record is from RefSeq and is a predicted model, not a curated record. The coding region runs from base 1 to 732 and encodes 243 amino acids. The transcript has 5 exons. Gene Ontology annotation, molecular function: protein binding. NCBI's taxonomy places the organism in Eukaryota, Oomycota, Saprolegniomycetes, Saprolegniales, Saprolegniaceae.